Messenger RNA from Peromyscus maniculatus bairdii (prairie deer mouse), 986 nucleotides. It is a transcript of the gene Ferd3l, whose product is annotated as Fer3 like bHLH transcription factor. Gene Ontology annotation, molecular function: protein dimerization activity; RNA polymerase II transcription regulatory region sequence-specific DNA binding; DNA-binding transcription factor activity, RNA polymerase II-specific. Gene Ontology annotation, biological process: developmental process; regulation of transcription by RNA polymerase II. NCBI's taxonomy places the organism in Eukaryota, Metazoa, Chordata, Mammalia, Rodentia, Cricetidae. The record is from RefSeq and is a predicted model, not a curated record.
AGAUUCAGGACUCCUACCCUGAAGCCAAGGAGAAACCAUCCCAGUGGAAAGAUUUGGGCUUUGAAGUUCCAAACCGAAAUUAAAGACCUACAUGGGAUAAGGAACCAGGAGAACAUUGGUUGGAUACAGGGAUGAGAGCAGACACACAAAAGCACAGCAGGUAAGAACUGGGGGUUGCUGCCAAGAAGGAACAGCCCUGCCUGGUGCUGCAGGGGCAAAGCGCUCUUAGAACCUGAAAGCCAGUUGCCUUGAGCCUUCCAUGAGUGCUCAAGCUUGUCAUCUCCUAUCAGCUUUCGGAAAAGGGACGUUGCCCUCGCCUUCCCUCUCCCUGAGAGUAAUCCUUUCGGCUUGGUUAUAAAUACUAAUGUCUCCCGGCGUUUGGUGAUGUUGCGCCGCAGAAGGAGCCAAGGCCAUUAAGAAGCCUCAUCCGCAGCUGUAUCCUUCCUUCCUGCACGAAAAUCGAUGACAGACACUGAGCGAUGGCCACCUAUCCUGAGCGCUGCUUGGACGCUACCAUGCUGAACUUUGUCGCAGAUCUCUCCUUGGCCUCUCCGAGACACCCUCUUCUCUGCGACUUCCCACCUGGGGUUCCUUUUGGGGACCGAACAUUGGGGUUCAGAGAAAGAAGACCCAGGAGGCUGUCGCAAUUUGAGGAAACAGACCAGGAGGAAGAGGUGGGCGAAGUGGUCUAUGAGGACCGGGAGGAGGACGAAGAGGAGGGAGAGGGACGCGAGAGAGUAGCUUCCUUGCUGGGCCGCCCCAAAAGGAAAAGGAUCAUCACCUACGCCCAGCGCCAGGCCGCCAACAUUCGGGAAAGGAAGAGGAUGUUCAACCUGAACGAGGCCUUCGACCGAUUGCGCAGGAAGGUGCCCACCUUCGCUUACGAGAAGAGGCUGUCUAGGAUCGAGACCCUCCGCUUGGCCAUUGUCUAUAUUUCCUUCAUGACGGAGCUCCUGCAGAGCAGCGAGAAAAAGGAGGCCGGCUAA